AUGGUUUUUUCGUCUACCGACCUGCGUGAAAUUAAAUCCGCUAUAACCUCCACAUUCAACGAGAAAUUCGUCAACGAAAUUGCGGUGAGGGUUGCUGUUCUGGUAAAAAAACAGUUCGAGGAACAACUGAAAUCUCAUAGGCAAGCCAUCGACACCCUAAGGAAACAAACAAACAUCCUGGAAGCAGAAAACAGGCGACUCAGGAAGUUCGUUGACCACAGGGAACAGUUGUUGGAGCGAAAUCAUAACGUUCGCAUCUUUGGGAUAGAAUUCACGAACGGUGAGGUUUUGGACAAAAAAAUUAUUGAUUUGUUUGUGAAUAAUUUGAAGGUAAAUAUACCUAACGAUGCCAUAAAAAAGUGCCGUCGUAUCGCCAACGAUAGCCCUCCGGCUGUUUUGGUACAGUUCAAUUGUGAUUCCGUCAGGCGCCAGGUGCUUAAAAAUCGUAACAAACUCCGUAACAUGGAAAUUAAAAUCAAGAGACCUAACAAAGAGUCGACUAAACCUAUUUAG
Acanthoscelides obtectus is the source of this 513-nucleotide messenger RNA. Lineage: Eukaryota; Metazoa; Arthropoda; Insecta; Coleoptera; Chrysomelidae. The record is from the annotation of a GenBank genome assembly.